Messenger RNA from Paramecium sonneborni, 1140 nucleotides. Lineage: Eukaryota; Ciliophora; Oligohymenophorea; Peniculida; Parameciidae. The record is from the annotation of a GenBank genome assembly.
AUGUAGAACCAUUAAGAUAUUACGAAAGUUUAUACAUUUGAAAAGACUUUAGGAGAGUAAAUACUGAAUUUUUAUAAUUAUAGAGGUGCCUUUGGAGUAGUAAAGAGAGCAAAAAAGAAGUCAAAUGGAGAAAUGUAUGCUGUAAAAAUCAUCAAUAAGUAUUUUGCUAAGUGAUUAUCAAAUAGAGAUAAUUUAUCGAAUGAAGAUUUAUAAGCUUUGUAAACUGAAGUAGAAAUACUAACAUAAGUAUGAUAUAAUGUUUUACUGUUUAGAUUGAUCAUCCAAAUGUUGUUAAACUCUAUGAAAUUUAUGAGGAUGACACUAAUUUUUAUAUGGUAUUAGAGUUGAUGACAGGAGGGGAAGUAAAAAUAUGAGUUAAAAAAUUACUUUCUUAGCUUUUUGAAAGAAUAGUUGAAAAAGAUCAUUUUAGUGAAAAAGAGGCUGCUGCUACAUUGAGACCAAUAAUUGAUGCUUUAUCUUAUUGUCACAAGAUGGGAAUUGCACAUAGAGAUUUGAAACCUGAAAAUCUAUUAUAUUCGAGCAGAGAUCCUGGAGCAUUAUUAAAAGUAGGGGAUUUUGGACUUGCUCGUUUUAUUGCAAAUGAUGAAGUUAUGAUGACUUAAUGUGGUACUCCUGGAUAUGUAGCUCCAGAAAUACUUUCAGGACAUGGAUAUUCAGAGGCAAUUGAUUUUUGGUCAGUUGGUGUCAUACUUUAUAUUAUGUAUAUAUUGUAUCAUAACGAAUAGGUUAUGUGGAUUUCCACCUUUUUAUGAUGAAGAUAAUGAUAAACUAUUUAAAAUAAUAAAAUCUGGAUAGUUCUCUUUUCCAUCUCCAUAUUGGGAUAGUAUUAGUAACGAAGGUAAGAAAAAUAGAGAAAUAUUAUUAAAGCUAAAGAUCUCAUAAAAGGACUUUUAACAGUAGAUCCUGCGAAGAGAUUUGGAACUGAAAAAAUUCUAAAACAUCCUUGGUUGGUGAACAAUACAGCAAAAUCAAUUCCAAAUAUUUAAAAUAAGAUGAGAGAAUUUUAUGGAAGUGCAACAAUGAAGGUAGAUUUUUGAAAUGAUUAAUUUAUAGAAAAUGGGUAACUUUGUUAAGCUAGCUCAAAGAUGGGGUAAAUUAUCAUAGAUAAAAAAGAAGUGA